Molecule: messenger RNA, 1880 nt
Organism: Strongylocentrotus purpuratus (purple sea urchin)
Lineage: Eukaryota; Metazoa; Echinodermata; Echinoidea; Camarodonta; Strongylocentrotidae
Exons: 7
Coding region: 205-1236 (343 amino acids)
Molecular function (GO): DNA binding
Source: RefSeq, a predicted model, not a curated record
GCUUGCAUUCUAGCUUGCAGGAUACACACUCUAGCCUGUAUAAGUGUACACACUCUAGCCUGUAUGCAGCUUGCAUUCGAGCUUGCAGAGCAUACUCUUGCCUGAAUACUAUAAGUGUACAUACUCUGCCUGUAUGCAAGCUUGCAUUCUAGCUUGCAGGGUACACAAUCUAGCCUGUAUACUAUAAGUACACACUCAGCUUGUAUGCAAGCUUGCAUUCUAGCUUACGUACAGCAUAUACUCUUGCCUGUACAAGCUUGCAGAGCUUGUGUAUACGGUAUACAAGCUUGCAGAGCUGGAAUGGCAGAAGAUGGGAGCUGUGAUGUCACAAAUCAAGUUUCACUGUGGGAGAAGAUCAUUAAAAUGGCUGAAAUCAAAAUAGAGCUGGAAGAGGAACAGGAUGUUGUCCCGUUACUAAGAGAAUUAGGUAAUCUAGAAGUACCUCUUGCCCCACCAGCCCUGCCCGCUCUUGCCCUGCCCGCUCUUGCCCUGCCCGCUCUUACCCUGCCAAUUCUUGCCCUGACAGCUCCUGCAGAGGCAAGUGCAGAGGCACAAAAUGAACUCUGGAGGCAAACGUUUGCCGAAUCAGCAUCUUCUACACACAGAGAAGAAAUCAAUAGCCUGAAAAGGAGGGUUGCAGCUUUGGAGGAGGAGGUUGCCGAAAAGGACAAGAUAAUUGCAGCUAUAAAACAGGCCAGGCAGGGAACCCUCUUCACUGAAGAUAUCACCCCAAAGAAAAGGAGACUGAUAAGAGCAAUCAGUGAUUUGGUCUGUGGCCAAUCUGUGAGCAGCACGACUUGCUCACCGACGCACUUUGAAAACGAGGACCCCCAGCCUUUGGGUACACAGAGUACGGCCUCAUCGUCUUCUGAACUGGUGCCAUUAUUCCCCGGAGGAGAACCGAUCCUGACGGAAAUUGAAAAAAGAAACGUGUUUAAGAAGGGCACAACAAAGGAGGCCCUCCUAAACGCCCUUCUAGAUGCUGUCUUUGGGUUAAAGACUCUGGCACUUGGGAACGCUUGCGGGGCAAGAGUUGCUGUGAACAAGGGAGAGGAGGGAGGUCAUGAGAAGCUCGACCCGAAAAAGUUAAACCAAAUAAAAGAAUGUGUCUUGCGAAGAUUUAAAACCCAGGACGACCAAAAAUGUUUCUCUCCCAAGGAUUUCAACCGAAAAAUAAAUCAGAAAUGUGGCACGGCCCGCAGAUCCCUAAAAACCAAACAAAAUGUUGAUACUUAAGGAACAAAAUAUUUGGCAGGUAAGGUCUUAUUUUUAAAGGCCAGUUCUGGUGAAAGUACUUUACGAAAGCAGGAAAAUCAAAAGAGCAGAAUGGUGAAAGAUUUUGUUUUAAAAUCAAACAAUGAAUAAGUAAUUUAAGACUAUGUAUCUGAAAAGCAUUUUUGUCAUCAGAUUUUAAUCUUAAUUGUUGUAAACUGUAAUAUGUUUUGUAUUCACUUACAAUUUUAUCCAACGUUUUUACAUCAAUUAUGAAAAGGUUAUCUUUUAUUUGUUGCACAUGUAUAUUUCCAUGAUAUGAAUAUUUUUUUCUCUAAACAAGAUGGCACCCACAAAGAACAGAAGAUGUUUUGUUACCAAAAUGCUAUUAAAUGGUUAUAAAUUAACAUUUGGUAAAAUCAUUAUCUUUGGGGAACAGUUUCACAAAUUUUCUCCACUUCAAGUUCUAUGUAUCCAAUUUGUGGCACCAGACUUGCCAAUACCUUUCAUUUUCUUUCAUUUUUGAGAGAGAAAAAAAACAACACACAAACAUUUUGAGAUAUCAAAAGCUGUGAAUAAUUUUUGGUCAAUGUUUUCAUGUACUUUUCGUUAUAGAGAUAGAUAUAGGAGAAUAGUUGAUGAAGUAUUCAGAAGUCUCACAGUCAAGU